UCACCUCAACAUCCCUUUUACCCUUCAUUUCAUUUAUUCCUCAUCUCCGUUCUUCACAGACAAUCACAUGGGCAUUCUUGUAAACUAUUGGAUCCUCCUCCAUCAAUGACUUUUUCCCAUAAAAAAUCAUCAUCAUCAACAUCACAUCUUUGUGAAGACACACUCUAUCAACAGUCAACCAACACGGUUUCUACUUCUUCAUCUUCACAGCUUCCACAGUAACUGAAACAUGGAGAGUGGAAGGAAGAAGAGAAAAAUGGGGAAUGAAGAGGAAAAAGACGAUGAAGAUGAUGAUGAAGAAGAGAAAGUGGAGAAGUUCUUUGCUUUGAUAAGGAGCACAAGGGAAAUGCGUGAUCGUCUAAGAAGCGCGGCGGUGCCUAAUGGACCAAAAGAGGAAGAAUAUCAGAAGAAGAAACAGGAAGACAAGGCGGUUGUUGGUGGUGGUGGCGGCGUCGGACAGUGGAAUCCAACGUUCCAAGCAGAGGAUUUCAUGGAGGGUUCCAUAUCCAGGUCUGGGAAUAAUUCUUUGGGGUUGAAUGUUGCAGGCCCUUCCAGUUCCAACGUACAACGUGAACCGGAAAAAAGAACCGAGGACGACGGCGGAGAAGGUGGAGGUGGUUUGGACCUUAAGCUUUCUUUAUCUUUGUAGUGGUCUGUCUCGGUGUUUCUGUAUGUAAAUUUGUGGCUCUGCUUGGUUCAAGUUUUAGAGACAAGCCUCUGGCUGCGGGAAUUGAAAGCAGGGCCAUGGUGGUCGUAAUAGGGUUACUUAAACAAGUAAAAUAAGCAUUUGAAUGUGCAAUUCCUUUUCACUAUGAUUUUAAAAAUGGGGUUACGUUUUGAGGCCUAAAUAGCCAAUCGGCCGAACUGUAACCUGGGGUUGAAUUUCACUUUCUAUCACAUAUGUACAGGCUGAUAGACUCAAAUAUGUAGUUUUGUAUUAAUUGGGUGCUUCAAGUUUGUUUUCAGCCUAUUAA
Gossypium raimondii (Peruvian cotton) is the source of this 974-nucleotide messenger RNA. RefSeq lists its product as hypothetical. Gene Ontology annotation, biological process: regulation of systemic acquired resistance. Lineage: Eukaryota; Viridiplantae; Streptophyta; Magnoliopsida; Malvales; Malvaceae. The record is from RefSeq and is a predicted model, not a curated record. The transcript is spliced from 2 exons. The coding region runs from base 230 to 649 and encodes 139 amino acids.